This is a messenger RNA of Rubroshorea leprosula, 1212 nucleotides long. The record is from the annotation of a GenBank genome assembly. NCBI's taxonomy places the organism in Eukaryota, Viridiplantae, Streptophyta, Magnoliopsida, Malvales, Dipterocarpaceae.
AUCACUCAUCAUCACCUGGACCUGGGCAGGAGAGAAGACUGCAGAGGGAGAGAGACCAAUCUAUUUUUUUUCCAGAAGACUCCUGGAGGAAACAAUCCAACCCCCUUCUAUAAUUCUUCACUUUCUAUCUUCUCUGCAAAUUUUUCUUUUCUUUUCCCUUUUUUGAGGGGAAAAUCUUGGAGCCAUGGGAAGGGGGAGGGUCCAGUUGAAGAGGAUAGAGAACAAGAUCAACAGGCAGGUAACGUUCUCCAAGAGAAGGGCGGGGUUGUUGAAGAAAGCCCAUGAGAUCUCCGUUCUCUGCGACGCGGAGGUGGCUCUCAUCGUCUUCUCCACCAAGGGAAAGCUUUUUGAAUACUCCUCCGAUUCAUGCAUGGAGAAGAUCCUAGAACGAUAUGAGAGAUAUUCAUUUGCAGAGAGGCAGCUUGCUGCAAAUGAUGUUGAACGAACUGGAAGCUGGACUCUGGAACAUGCAAAGCUUAAAGCUAGACUUGAGGUUUUGGAAAGAAACCACAGGCAUUUCAUGGGGGAAGAUCUUGACAGUCUAAGCCUCCGAGAGCUUCAAAAUUUGGAGCAACAGCUUGAUUCUGCCCUUAAACUCGUAAGAUCAAAAAAGAACCAACUCAUGUUUGAAUCAAUCUCAGAGCUUCAGAAAAAGGAUAAGGCUUUGCAGGAGCAAAACAACUUGCUCGCAAAGAAGGUAAGGGAAAGGGAGAAGGCACUUGCCCAAGAUAAUCAAUGGGAGGAACAAAUUCAUGACCUAGACACAUCAUCAAAUCUUCUGCCGCAGCCAACCUUGAACAUCAAUAGAGAUGGAAGAGAGGAUUAUGAAGGCAAUUCACCACAACAUCGAGCCACUGCACUAUUGCCACCAUGGAUGCUCCGGAACAUCAAUGAAUAAAAAUCAGUAUCGUCAGCCCUCUCUUUUUCUACUAUUUAUUAUGCAGGUUUGAUGUGUCUAAUAUCCAUGUAGUCUACUGAUGCAGAAAUUAGUUAAGCUCAAGUGUGUUGCUAUAUAUCAUAAAAUACUACUAACAAUAAAGAUAUUAGUGUUAGAGCUUGGGAUGGUGUUUCCGAACUUCCUCCACCCCGACUAUUGUAGCUAGUAUUUUGAUAUAGAUGCAAGACACCAAGGCAACGCAGUUUGGACCAUUCGACAACUCUUGUGAUUUGUGAAAUAUUAUUAUGUAUUUAUAAUAAUUAUUAUAUAACUUA